UUGAAGGUCCUUACCAGUUACCACAGCGGUAAAGGGUCAACACACGGAGCGCAUAGUCUCUUCACCGCCAUUCUCACUCUCCUUCUCCCACUCUCCGCCUCUCUCUCUCUCUCUCUCUCUCUCCACCGUGGCCGGCGGCUCAUCGGGAGAAUGGGGCAGACACGCUCUCCCUGUUGCGAUCAUUCCCAAUUUUUCGACGAAAGCGAGAAGGAGGUCGCCGGCAUACUGCUGGAACUCCCUCGCCUAAUCUUGGAAUCUGACGACGCCGUACCCUUCUCGUGGGGCUGCAAGAAACCGAGAUCCGCCUCGCGUCCCGGUGCCAUCAAUUCAUCGUCUCCGUCGACGGCCGCCGAGUCCACCUGUACCAGCCCUAAUUCGCCGCUCUUGUUCCCCCCCAAAGAGUCUGAACACCAUCCUAGUCACUCCAAGAUAAGAAUCUCGCUCAAAAGGAAGGCAGAUAAUGUGAGCCAGAUGAGAGGCUUCGUUCCGGAACGAAAAGGAAAAGAACAGGGCCUUGUGAAACUGAAGCGCGGCCAACCCAGCGAGAAACUCCCCACUGUUCUGAAUCACCACGCUCCCGUGAUAAUGGCGGAGGAGAGCAGUCAAAACCCGUUAUGCAGUGAUCUGGGCCGCGUCGUGGAAGAGACGCCUGUCGCCGGCGCCGAUUACGGUCACUGGGCUAUCAGGAGGGCUCUCGCUGCCCAAGCUAGAAGAAGAAGGAUUGACUUCCUGAGGAUGAGGUCGAAAAGCCGCCGCGCAUGAAGACGUGUGCGUCUGAGUUUUUAUUUUUUAUUUUUUUGGUUCUGAUUAUGCUGACAAUCUAAUUUCUUUUUGGUCUCCUGAGUGUUGAUUCUUUCUCUGUUUUUUUUUUUUUUUUUGCCCUUUUGUUUUUUUGUAACCAUGAAGUUUUGUUUAGUUUAAGGUCGGCCGUAUAGUUUUAAUUUUGUAAACCACAGGGUCUAAUUUUUGACACAUUUAUCGGAUUUAGUAAUGCAAUAAUAAAAUUUUCUCUC
This is a messenger RNA of Malania oleifera, 1013 nucleotides long. RefSeq lists its product as uncharacterized. The transcript is spliced from 3 exons. NCBI's taxonomy places the organism in Eukaryota, Viridiplantae, Streptophyta, Magnoliopsida, Santalales, Ximeniaceae. The coding region runs from base 151 to 762 and encodes 203 amino acids. The record is from RefSeq and is a predicted model, not a curated record.